This is a messenger RNA of Ochotona curzoniae (black-lipped pika), 6252 nucleotides long. RefSeq names its product nascent polypeptide-associated complex subunit alpha, muscle-specific form-like. NCBI's taxonomy places the organism in Eukaryota, Metazoa, Chordata, Mammalia, Lagomorpha, Ochotonidae. The annotation marks the transcript as partial. The record is from RefSeq and is a predicted model, not a curated record. The transcript is spliced from 40 exons.
AAUGUCUACUUCCCAACCCAUCGUCUGAGCAAGCGUCAGACAGCAAACCUCACCAAGACAAGCUGGAGACCUGCAGCUUAACUGUGCCAGCAGUUCCCUGCGAGAAAAAAGAAUUGUGUGAUUUCCAGGGGACAACAGCUACGGCUCAUCCAGCCAAAAGCCCAACUGUUCCACCGAAUCCGUACCGGAGGGUAGGGCCUCCUCACGCUCGCCCCCCUGCAGGAGCUCCGCCAGCCAGCCCUGCUCAGAAAUUUUUGCCCACGGGGGUUCCUGCCAUAUGGCCACCACCACCGCCUGCUGGAGCAUGUCUACUUCCCAACCCAUCGUCUGAGCCAGCGUCGGACAGCAAACCUCACCAAGACAAGCUGGAGACCUGCAGCUUCACUGUGCCAGCAGUUCCCUGCGAGGAGAAAAAAGAAUUGUGUGAUUUCCAGGGGACAACAGCCACGGCUCAUCCAGCCAAAAGCCCAACUGUUCCACCGAAUCCGUACCGGAGGGUAGGGCCUCCUCACGCUCGCCCCCCUGCAGGAGCUCCGCCAGCCAGCCCUGCUCAGAAAUUUUUGCCCACGGGGGUUCCUGCCAUAUGGCCACCACCACCGCCUGCUGGAGCAUGUCUACUUCCCAACCCAUCGUCUGAGCCAGCGUCGGACAGCAAACCUCACCAAGACAAGCUGGAGACCUGCAGCUUCACUGUGCCAGCAGUUCCCUGCGAGGAGAAAAAAGAAUUGUGUGAUUUCCAGGGGACAACAGCCACGGCUCAUCCAGCCAAAAGCCCAACUGUUCCACCGAAUCCGUACCGGAGGGUAGGGCCUCCUCACGCUCGCCCCCCUGCAGGAGCUCCGCCAGCCAGCCCUGCUCAGAAAUUUUUGCCCACGGGGGUUCCUGCCAUAUGGCCACCACCACCGCCUGCUGGAGCAUGUCUACUUCCCAACCCAUCGUCUGAGCCAGCGUCGGACAGCAAACCUCACCAAGACAAGCUGGAGACCUGCAGCUUCACUGUGCCAGCAGUUCCCUGCGAGGAGAAAAAAGAAUUGUGUGAUUUCCAGGGGACAACAGCCACGGCUCAUCCAGCCAAAAGCCCAACUGUUCCACCGAAUCCGUACCGGAGGGUAGGGCCUCCUCACGCUCGCCCCCCUGCAGGAGCUCCGCCAGCCAGCCCUGCUCACAAAUUUUUGCCCACGGGGGUUCCUGCCAUAUGGCCACCACCACCGCCUGCUGGAGCAUGUCUACUUCCCAACCCAUCGUCUGAGCCAGCGUCGGACAGCAAACCUCACCAAGACAAGCUGGAGACCUGCAGCUUCACUGUGCCAGCAGUUCCCUGCGAGGAGAAAAAAGAAUUGUGUGAUUUCCAGGGGACAACAGCUACGGCUCAUCCAGCCAAAAGCCCAACUGUUCCACCGAAUCCGUACCGGAGGGUAGGGCCUCCUCACGCUCGCCCCCCUGCAGGAGCUCCGCCAGCCAGCCCUGCUCAGAAAUUUUUGCCCACGGGGGUUCCUGCCAUAUGGCCACCACCACCGCCUGCUGGAGCAUGUCUACUUCCCAACCCAUCGUCUGAGCCAGCGUCGGACAGCAAACCUCACCAAGACAAGCUGGAGACCUGCAGCUUCACUGUGCCAGCAGUUCCCUGCGAGGAGAAAAAAGAAUUGUGUGAUUUCCAGGGGACAACAGCCACGGCUCAUCCAGCCAAAAGCCCAACUGUUCCACCGAAUCCGUACCGGAGGGUAGGGCCUCCUCACGCUCGCCCCCCUGCAGGAGCUCCGCCAGCCAGCCCUGCUCACAAAUUUUUGCCCACGGGGGUUCCUGCCAUAUGGCCACCACCACCGCCUGCUGGAGCAUGUCUACUUCCCAACCCAUCGUCUGAGCCAGCGUCGGACAGCAAACCUCACCAAGACAAGCUGGAGACCUGCAGCUUCACUGUGCCAGCAGUUCCCUGCGAGGAGAAAAAAGAAUUGUGUGAUUUCCAGGGGACAACAGCUACGGCUCAUCCAGCCAAAAGCCCAACUGUUCCACCGAAUCCGUACCGGAGGGUAGGGCCUCCUCACGCUCGCCCCCCUGCAGGAGCUCCGCCAGCCAGCCCUGCUCAGAAAUUUUUGCCCACGGGGGUUCCUGCCAUAUGGCCACCACCACCGCCUGCUGGAGCAUGUCUACUUCCCAACCCAUCGUCUGAGCCAGCGUCGGACAGCAAACCUCACCAAGACAAGCUGGAGACCUGCAGCUUCACUGUGCCAGCAGUUCCCUGCGAGGAGAAAAAAGAAUUGUGUGAUUUCCAGGGGACAACAGCUACGGCUCAUCCAGCCAAAAGCCCAACUGUUCCACCGAAUCCGUACCGGAGGGUAGGGCCUCCUCACGCUCGCCCCCCUGCAGGAGCUCCGCCAGCCAGCCCUGCUCACAAAUUUUUGCCCACGGGGGUUCCUGCCAUAUGGCCACCACCACCGCCUGCUGGAGCAUGUCUACUUCCCAACCCAUCGUCUGAGCCAGCGUCGGACAGCAAACCUCACCAAGACAAGCUGGAGACCUGCAGCUUCACUGUGCCAGCAGUUCCCUGCGAGGAGAAAAAAGAAUUGUGUGAUUUCCAGGGGACAACAGCCACGGCUCAUCCAGCCAAAAGCCCAACUGUUCCACCGAAUCCGUACCGGAGGGUAGGGCCUCCUCACGCUCGCCCCCCUGCAGGAGCUCCGCCAGCCAGCCCUGCUCAGAAAUUUUUGCCCACGGGGGUUCCUGCCAUAUGGCCACCACCACCGCCUGCUGGAGCAUGUCUACUUCCCAACCCAUCGUCUGAGCCAGCGUCGGACAGCAAACCUCACCAAGACAAGCUGGAGACCUGCAGCUUCACUGUGCCAGCAGUUCCCUGCGAGGAGAAAAAAGAAUUGUGUGAUUUCCAGGGGACAACAGCUACGGCUCAUCCAGCCAAAAGCCCAACUGUUCCACCGAAUCCGUACCGGAGGGUAGGGCCUCCUCACGCUCGCCCCCCUGCAGGAGCUCCGCCAGCCAGCCCUGCUCACAAAUUUUUGCCCACGGGGGUUCCUGCCAUAUGGCCACCACCACCGCCUGCUGGAGCAUGUCUACUUCCCAACCCAUCGUCUGAGCCAGCGUCGGACAGCAAACCUCACCAAGACAAGCUGGAGACCUGCAGCUUCACUGUGCCAGCAGUUCCCUGCGAGGAGAAAAAAGAAUUGUGUGAUUUCCAGGGGACAACAGCUACGGCUCAUCCAGCCAAAAGCCCAACUGUUCCACCGAAUCCGUACCGGAGGGUAGGGCCUCCUCACGCUCGCCCCCCUGCAGGAGCUCCGCCAGCCAGCCCUGCUCACAAAUUUUUGCCCACGGGGGUUCCUGCCAUAUGGCCACCACCACCGCCUGCUGGAGCAUGUCUACUUCCCAACCCAUCGUCUGAGCCAGCGUCGGACAGCAAACCUCACCAAGACAAGCUGGAGACCUGCAGCUUCACUGUGCCAGCAGUUCCCUGCGAGGAGAAAAAAGAAUUGUGUGAUUUCCAGGGGACAACAGCCACGGCUCAUCCAGCCAAAAGCCCAACUGUUCCACCGAAUCCGUACCGGAGGGUAGGGCCUCCUCACGCUCGCCCCCCUGCAGGAGCUCCGCCAGCCAGCCCUGCUCACAAAUUUUUGCCCACGGGGGUUCCUGCCAUAUGGCCACCACCACCGCCUGCUGGAGCAUGUCUACUUCCCAACCCAUCGUCUGAGCCAGCGUCGGACAGCAAACCUCACCAAGACAAGCUGGAGACCUGCAGCUUCACUGUGCCAGCAGUUCCCUGCGAGGAGAAAAAAGAAUUGUGUGAUUUCCAGGGGACAACAGCUACGGCUCAUCCAGCCAAAAGCCCAACUGUUCCACCGAAUCCGUACCGGAGGGUAGGGCCUCCUCACGCUCGCCCCCCUGCAGGAGCUCCGCCAGCCAGCCCUGCUCAGAAAUUUUUGCCCACGGGGGUUCCUGCCAUAUGGCCACCACCACCGCCUGCUGGAGCAUGUCUACUUCCCAACCCAUCGUCUGAGCCAGCGUCGGACAGCAAACCUAACCAAGACAAGCUGGAGACCUGCAGCUUCACUGUGCCAGCAGUUCCCUGCGAGGAGAAAAAAGAAUUGUGUGAUUUCCAGGGGACAACAGCUACGGCUCAUCCAGCCAAAAGCCCAACUGUUCCACCGAAUCCGUACCGGAGGGUAGGGCCUCCUCACGCUCGCCCCCCUGCAGGAGCUCCGCCAGCCAGCCCUGCUCACAAAUUUUUGCCCACGGGGGUUCCUGCCAUAUGGCCACCACCACCGCCUGCUGGAGCAUGUCUACUUCCCAACCCAUCGUCUGAGCCAGCGUCGGACAGCAAACCUAACCAAGACAAGCUGGAGACCUGCAGCUUCACUGUGCCAGCAGUUCCCUGCGAGGAGAAAAAAGAAUUGUGUGAUUUCCAGGGGACAACAGCUACGGCUCAUCCAGCCAAAAGCCCAACUGUUCCACCGAAUCCGUACCGGAGGGUAGGGCCUCCUCACGCUCGCCCCCCUGCAGGAGCUCCGCCAGCCAGCCCUGCUCAGAAAUUUUUGCCCACGGGGGUUCCUGCCAUAUGGCCACCACCACCGCCUGCUGGAGCAUGUCUACUUCCCAACCCAUCGUCUGAGCCAGCGUCGGACAGCAAACCUCACCAAGACAAGCUGGAGACCUGCAGCUUCACUGUGCCAGCAGUUCCCUGCGAGGAGAAAAAAGAAUUGUGUGAUUUCCAGGGGACAACAGCUACGGCUCAUCCAGCCAAAAGCCCAACUGUUCCACCGAAUCCGUACCGGAGGGUAGGGCCUCCUCACGCUCGCCCCCCUGCAGGAGCUCCGCCAGCCAGCCCUGCUCAGAAAUUUUUGCCCACGGGGGUUCCUGCCAUAUGGCCACCACCACCGCCUGCUGGAGCAUGUCUACUUCCCAACCCAUCGUCUGAGCCAGCGUCGGACAGCAAACCUCACCAAGACAAGCUGGAGACCUGCAGCUUCACUGUGCCAGCAGUUCCCUGCGAGGAGAAAAAAGAAUUGUGUGAUUUCCAGGGGACAACAGCCACGGCUCAUCCAGCCAAAAGCCCAACUGUUCCACCGAAUCCGUACCGGAGGGUAGGGCCUCCUCACGCUCGCCCCCCUGCAGGAGCUCCGCCAGCCAGCCCUGCUCAGAAAUUUUUGCCCACGGGGGUUCCUGCCAUAUGGCCACCACCACCGCCUGCUGGAGCAUGUCUACUUCCCAACCCAUCGUCUGAGCCAGCGUCGGACAGCAAACCUCACCAAGACAAGCUGGAGACCUGCAGCUUCACUGUGCCAGCAGUUCCCUGCGAGGAGAAAAAAGAAUUGUGUGAUUUCCAGGGGACAACAGCCACGGCUCAUCCAGCCAAAAGCCCAACUGUUCCACCGAAUCCGUACCGGAGGGUAGGGCCUCCUCACGCUCGCCCCCCUGCAGGAGCUCCGCCAGCCAGCCCUGCUCACAAAUUUUUGCCCACGGGGGUUCCUGCCAUAUGGCCACCACCACCGCCUGCUGGAGCAUGUCUACUUCCCAACCCAUCGUCUGAGCCAGCGUCGGACAGCAAACCUAACCAAGACAAGCUGGAGACCUGCAGCUUCACUGUGCCAGCAGUUCCCUGCGAGGAGAAAAAAGAAUUGUGUGAUUUCCAGGGGACAACAGCUACGGCUCAUCCAGCCAAAAGCCCAACUGUUCCACCGAAUCCGUACCGGAGGGUAGGGCCUCCUCACGCUCGCCCCCCUGCAGGAGCUCCGCCAGCCAGCCCUGCUCACAAAUUUUUGCCCACGGGGGUUCCUGCCAUAUGGCCACCACCACCGCCUGCUGGAGCAUGUCUACUUCCCAACCCAUCGUCUGAGCCAGCGUCGGACAGCAAACCUCACCAAGACAAGCUGGAGACCUGCAGCUUCACUGUGCCAGCAGUUCCCUGCGAGGAGAAAAAAGAAUUGUGUGAUUUCCAGGGGACAACAGCUACGGCUCAUCCAGCCAAAAGCCCAACUGUUCCACCGAAUCCGUACCGGAGGGUAGGGCCUCCUCACGCUCGCCCCCCUGCAGGAGCUCCGCCAGCCAGCCCUGCUCACAAAUUUUUGCCCACGGGGGUUCCUGCCAUAUGGCCACCACCACCGCCUGCUGGAGGUAUGUGAUUUGGUUUGUCAGGGAAUUUUGUUUUUCUCUUCCUUGCACACUACAAAGACGAAACACUAGUUUGUUCAUGAAAUAGAUGCUCACUUGACCGUGGCUCAUCUACUCAUGAGAGAGAAAGCAAAAGCC